AUGAUCGAAUAUUGUUUCGGCAAGCGACCCUAUCAGGCUGUUUGCAGCAUCAAUGUACUCGCCGACGGCAACUUGCAUGAGGUCUCACUUGGCGCAAACAGCCAAGAGAGCUUCUACGUCAUGAAGGUCCAGCCAGAGCGGACUUGGGGGCCAAUCAGAUGUAUCAAUGCGAGAUAUCGAGAGGACGUAAGUCCAGACUGCGAGAACAUUGCCGUCAAGAAUGCGGGUCACAACGGUUAUGUGUUCGAGGUGGCAGCUGUCAAAUCGCUGACGACCGGUGCUGUGCUGAGUCCGACAUCGGACACCGUUUCCGCAGCGGCUGCCGUAUGCUGUUCGAUUAUAUGGACCUCCACCGGCAAGGUGACGUUCCCCGAAAAGGACUGGAAAGAUGACGAGGCAGAAGUGACGAUGCUCUGCGGUCCUGGCAAGGAUGCAAGCAUACUCAUACCGAUGCUACCAGGACUGACGUGUGCAGAUUUCUUUGCGAGGGAUGUGGAAAGCAAGGACUGCGAGAUCGUCGGGGGACCGAUCCGGCCUACUUUCGAGAUGAAGCGACACGACAACAGCUGCGAUUGGCGCGGUGAUGACGCAUCGUAG
This is a messenger RNA of Mixia osmundae IAM 14324, 597 nucleotides long. RefSeq lists its product as uncharacterized. The coding region runs from base 1 to 597 and encodes 198 amino acids. Lineage: Eukaryota; Fungi; Basidiomycota; Mixiomycetes; Mixiales; Mixiaceae. The record is from RefSeq and is a predicted model, not a curated record. The transcript has 3 exons.